Messenger RNA from Heteronotia binoei (common prickly gecko), 1711 nucleotides. It is a transcript of the gene RARRES1, whose product is annotated as retinoic acid receptor responder 1. NCBI's taxonomy places the organism in Eukaryota, Metazoa, Chordata, Lepidosauria, Squamata, Gekkonidae. Bases 474 to 1298 code for a protein of 274 amino acids. The record is from RefSeq and is a predicted model, not a curated record. The transcript is spliced from 6 exons. Gene Ontology annotation, molecular function: metalloendopeptidase inhibitor activity.
GGAGAACUCGAAAACUUGCACCCUGCUUUUUGGCGUUAUUUUGGCUUAAAAAACCAACAACAGCAUGUUCCUUAGAUUAUGUUAUGGAGCAACUGUGUCCCUUUGCUCCCCGCUCGUUCCCGAUGCUUCUGCAGUGAGAAAGAGCGAGAGAGCAGCAACCCCUGGAGCCCUCCGGGUGGGCGAACUUUGGGCAAGCAGCGCAGCCAGACUGACCCGGGUCACCGCCAGCAGCGAGGGCGGGAAAGCGGAAGGAAGGGAGUGGGCGCUGCCGAGAAAGGAGCCUCCCGGCUGGGGCUGGAACCCGUCCCGGAGGAGGGAGGGAGCGAGGGCCGGGCAGCCGGGGGACAGCCCCGGCCUCUUAGUAUUUGGGCGGGCGCCUGCACCAGCCGCGGCUCACUCAGUCCCUGGGCUCGCCUGCUGCCUCGCGCCGAAAAGCCCGCUCUCGCCCCCUUUCGCGCGAGAAGGAAGGAAGGAUGCAGCCGCUGCGAGCCCCCUCCAGCGGGUCCCCCCUGCUAGUGCUGGCGGCGCUGCUCACGCUCUUGCCGGCGGCUCGGGGCUUGCUGGCCGAACGGCCCCGGCUGGUGUGGAAGGACCCGCUGUUGAGUCGCCGUGGGACGUUGACCGCCUCCAGCCCGCCGGUCCAGAGGGCCGCCCAGACGGCCGUCAACUUCUUCAACUACGUGCAGGGGUCGCCCAGCACGCUGCGGGCGCCGGUGCAUGUCAAGAAGGCUUCGGUGAAGGUUGUUCCAGGAGUCGGCCGCAAAUACAUCCUACAGUUUACUACGAAAGACCUCCUAACUGGGGGAAACCUCGGCACUUGCUUUGCCUCUGUGUUCUACCUGAAGGCAAAGCCGAAGCCGGCUGUUGAAAUUAGCUGCGCCCCCGACAAAGACAGAACUGAGCACGAGAAGCAAGACCAUCUCUUGUACUUGAGACUUGCAGCAGAGAAACAGCCCCCUGUGGAGCUCCUGAGAGGUUUGGGCAUUUAUGGCAGCAGCUUAAUUGCAUGGGAAAUGUCAACUGAGGACAUGACUUACACUUUGACCGAAAUCAAGAAUGUGCAGCCGUGGAAGAGAGAUGAAAGUGCACCUGAAUUUGACUUCACUGUUCUGCUUGGUGACAAAUGGGGAGAGUCUUCCCUGUCUUGCCACAUGCGUGUUGCUUGGAGCCCUCGUCUGCCUGUGCAAGUGAAAUACUACUGUUCUCCAGAAGAUGGUUCUUCAGAAUCUGCUGAUGGCUCUGGAGGGGAGCUUGGAUCUACUGAUGAGUAUUUUAUUGAAGUAGAAAGUAAUUUUUAAAUAGGAAGGAAGGCUGGGUUAUAAAGAUGUAAACAUUUUUACAAGUGUAUGAAACAUGAUUAUUUUUCUGUGUAAAUCACUGCUGCGGUUUGAAAGUUUGUGCACAAGUCACUUCUGACCCACUGUAGAAAUUCUUAAAAGAAAAAAAAAUUAUCUGUAGCUUCCUGAAAGCACUUUUUUGCAGAUUAAAAUAAUAUAUAUAAGGGAAAAAAUUGUACUUGCCACCAGGUUUCUGGGCAUUGUAGGAAAUUACACUGUAUGAGGCAAAGUUAAUAUAUAUGAACCACAUUCUUGAAGUUUUUAAAACUGCAAUUUUAAGAAAAGUGUUUGGAAUUUUUUUUUAAAAAAAGAUACGAAAAUAAAAUUUUGAUGCUAACUUUUAACUUAUCUGCAAUAAAAUGAAUAAAAAGCUA